GAGACCGAUCAAGCCGCCAUCCGAGGAAAAGGCACCAUGGAGACUCCCGCAGUUGAGAAGUUUGUCUCUUCACUGAAAGACUACUACAACACCGACACUCUGACGGAUUUCGUCGUCGUCUGUGGCGACCAGGAAUUCAAGGUGCACGGCGUGAUCCUGUCGGGCCACUCCAAGUACUUCGCGACGCUGUUCAAUGGCAACUGGAAGGAGAGCGCCGACAAGAGGAUCACCAUAUCGGAUUUUGAGCCAUGCAUCGUGGAAGCAAUGCUCCAGUUCAUGUACUCGUUCGACUACGACACUGACAGCACCGGGUUGGUGCACGACGCCGAAGUCUACCAGAUCGCCGACAAGUACGACGUCCCAGGGCUCAAGGCGCACGCCCAGAAAAAGUUUAGCGCUUCUCUCAGCGGCCGAUGGAACGUCUUUGGCUUCUUCGUCGCCAUCCCCGUAGUCUACGAGUCCACGCCUCCGACGGACAGGGGGCUUCGGGACCUGGUCAUAGAGGCCGCCCAGCGCCACAUGGGCGAGGUGAUAAAAGAGGACGGUUUUGACGACCUGAUCAGGACAGCUCCCGACUUUGCCGCAGAGCUCAUCCCCGCUCUGUAUCGCAAGCUACCCUCGGUUGUGACAUACAAGAAAGGGCCGGUGGAUGUUGAAGUCACGGAUAUAGGGGACCGAAGGCAGGAGAGAUCUUAA
Geosmithia morbida is the source of this 696-nucleotide messenger RNA. RefSeq names its product BTB protein. The annotation marks the transcript as partial. The transcript has 4 exons. The record is from RefSeq and is a predicted model, not a curated record. Lineage: Eukaryota; Fungi; Ascomycota; Sordariomycetes; Hypocreales; Bionectriaceae. Gene Ontology annotation, molecular function: protein binding.